AUGGGGGCAGAAGGGGAGGAGGGGGCUGUGGAGGCGGCCACGGGGUUCGAGGUGGGCAUCGUGGUGCCCAAGCUCUCCCGCGCCGCCGCGGCGGGGGCCGCCGACGACUGCGUGGCGCGGCUGGUGCGAGAGCUCGAGGGCGCCGGCCUGCUCGUCGAGCGCGUCCGCGGCGUCCCCGCUGAGUUCAUCAAGCUGGCUGCACCAAUGGGGACCCUGGGGAGAGCUGCUGCUGAGAUGCAGAUGAAGAAGCUAACCUACAUCGGAAUGGAGCUUCAGUUUGAAUGGGACCAGGUCGCAGCAUUCGUUAGGCAGCCAGAUGGUUCGCUGUUCAGCUGGAGAGAACGCUAUUGCUGCUUCCGCUACUUGAUAUAUGGCAUUGUGAACAAGACAAACUCUGAAAUAGUUCUUAGAUUUGAUGAUAAGGAGUUCCAUUGGAAGCAAAGUGAGUCCUUAUUAACAAGGCUGGAAGCUGAAGGAGUUGUAAAGCUAGUAUUCCCUUUGCAUGAUGAAAUUAAAAGGAAGCAACUCCUGAGAAAUUGGGCGCUUAAUUGGCUUGAGUUCACAUGGCAACCUAUCGAUGAGAUUUACUCCUACUUUGGAACAAAGAUUGCAACAUACUUUGCGUUCCUAGGAAUGUAUACGCGAUGGCUUUUCUUCCCAGCUGUUUUUGGACUGGCAACUCAACUCAUAGAUUUUGGAUCAUUGCAGUGGUUGGUUCUUCCUGGUUUCUUUAUCUUUGUUAUUUCUUGGGCUGUCCUCUUUCUGCAAUUUUGGAAACGGAAGAAUUCAGCACUUCUUGCAAGAUGGGGUAUUAAUUGUUCACUAUCUGAAUACAAAAAUCUGGGCAACGAACUCAGCUUCUUGAGUGAUUCUCUUACUGUUGAGGAAAAGGAGUUUGGUGAUGUGUCUGCUGAGAAAAGAAAGUUACAAAGGAACGAAUGGUUUGGUGUCCUCCUUAGAAUAAGGAAUAAUGCUAUCAUUGUGCUGGCUAUCAUUUGUCUUCAGCUGCCAUUUGAGUUGGCCUAUGCUCAUCUAUAUGAAAUUACAGAAACUGAGGUUACGAGGUAUUUGUUGACUGCAGUAUAUCUUGUUGCAAUUCAAUAUUACACCAGAAUUGGUGGCAAGGUGUCUGUCAAUUUGAUAAAGUAUGAAAACAACCAAGGAGAAGAGUCUAGUUCCGCUAGUUUAGUUUAUAAGGUCUUUGGCCUUUACUUUAUGCAGUCAUAUAUUGGGUUAUUUUACCAUGCUUCUUUGUAUCGUGAUAUACUGGCCCUCCGGCAAGUCCUCAUCCAGCGCCUCAUUGUGUCCCAGGUAUUAGAAAAUGUGAUUGAGAAUUCCAUUCCUUACCUCAAGUACAGUUACAAAAAGUACAUAGCUGUUCACAAGAAAAAGCAUGAGAAAGAAUCACCAGUGGGUAGGUCAGUCCGGUUAUCAACAAGAGUGGAGAAAGAGUAUUUAAAACCCUCUUACACUGCAAGCAUUGGAGCAGAACUUGAAGAUGGUUUAUUUGAUGACUUUCUGGAGCUGACUCUUCAGUUUGGAAUGAUCAUGAUGUUUGCCUGUGCAUUUCCAUUGAUUUUCUGCUUUGCAGCUCUGAACAAUGUUACUGAAAUCAGAGCAGAUGCAUUGAAGUUGUUAGUCAUGUUGAAAAGACCUGUCCCCCGUGCUGCAGCUACAAUUGGAGCAUGGUUGAACAUAUUCCAGUUCUUGGUUGUGAUGGCAAUAUGCACCAACUGCUUGCUUCUCGUUUGUCUGUAUGACGAGGAGGGGAAAUGGAGGAUUGAGCCAGGACUAGCAGCAAUCCUCAUAAUGGAGCAUGCUCUCCUCUUAAUCAAGUUUGGUUUCUCCCACUUCGUGCCUGAGGAGCCUGCGUGGGUGAAAGCAAAUCGUGUAAGAUAUGUAGCUCAGGCACAAAACGUCUGCUCCAAACAACUUUUGAGGAGCAUUUCAAAAUUUGACAGAAAACUGGAUUGA
Molecule: messenger RNA, 1974 nt
Organism: Miscanthus lutarioriparius
Lineage: Eukaryota; Viridiplantae; Streptophyta; Magnoliopsida; Poales; Poaceae
Source: the annotation of a GenBank genome assembly